This is a messenger RNA of Dendroctonus ponderosae (mountain pine beetle), 1860 nucleotides long. RefSeq names its product homeobox protein OTX2-A. The record is from RefSeq and is a predicted model, not a curated record. The transcript is spliced from 7 exons. Gene Ontology annotation, biological process: regulation of transcription by RNA polymerase II. Gene Ontology annotation, molecular function: DNA-binding transcription factor activity, RNA polymerase II-specific; RNA polymerase II cis-regulatory region sequence-specific DNA binding. The annotation marks the transcript as partial. NCBI's taxonomy places the organism in Eukaryota, Metazoa, Arthropoda, Insecta, Coleoptera, Curculionidae. Gene Ontology annotation, cellular component: nucleus.
AACAUUUUCAGUCUUUUUUUCAAAAUCUUAUACUUUUUCCGGGAAAUGGUUUCCACCGAGGAUCAAGAAAAAUAGUGUAUCAAGGCGAAAGUGACUGCGUGCAUGACGCCCUUGGCUUUGCCUCGGGCGUCAACAUCAAGCAGUGGCGUGCCGACAACGAUCUUUCGUUCCAUUUUGGAAACUCAGGUGGUGGUAACUCUGCGUAUAAAUCUGCUUUAUACCAAAUGCCGGGGUUGGGUUUGCACGGGCUUGCCGUCGAUUCCCUCCAUGCCCCAAUGGCAGGAUAUCCUGGAGCAAACCAAAGAAAGCAAAGGCGAGAACGUACGACAUUUACGAGGGCGCAGUUGGAUGUGUUGGAAGCCUUGUUUUCAAAGACUAGAUACCCCGAUAUAUUCAUGAGAGAGGAGGUGGCCUUAAAAAUUAAUUUACCUGAAUCGAGAGUACAGGUAUGGUUCAAAAAUAGAAGAGCGAAAUGUCGACAACAGCAAAAGCAAGCUACACAGCAAAAUGCGACGUCAAGUAGCGAAAAACCAACUUCAAGAAUCAAAUCGAAACAAUCAAAUGUUGUAGCUAAAGCCGCGCCCACUACUCCUGUAUCUGUUAGCAGUACCAGCAACAAUACCAGUACGAGUUCCUCGGCUAGUUCACCUUCAGUACAUCCAGCCUCACAUCUCAGAGAUAGUCCGAACUGUGCAAAACCUCAGCAUUUAGGUCCGGGUGCAGGUAUCAGUUCUCCCGCUAUUGCUACAACUGCCUACAGCAAUACGGUAAAUUCCAGUAUAUGGUCACCGGCGGCUAUAGACGCUUUCUCCAUAGAUCAACCCAGAUGGGGAGCAUCGUCCCAAGGCAGUAUAAUGAGUACAAAUUCAGGAGCGGGUUAUAACAAUUAUUACUACUCGAACAUGGAUUACAUCAGCAGUAAUGGAGUCAACCACACCCAGUUUGGGGAAAAUGGCGUUGAACCAGGUUGGGGACGGAACAGAGAUGAUUCAGCUUGGUUGUAUAGCAGCACUUGGGAUCGAAAAUGAAACUGUAUCAAUGUUUCGUAUGUGUAGAACAAUUUUUAGUUCCUUGCUGAUAUAGUUUUAGUAUGUGAAAUAGAACCAAUUAUACCUAUUUUGACAACAUAGCCUUAUAACCACCAAUAUUUUUUCAAUUAUCACUUUUUAAACAAGCAGUUCAUAUCAGUAAUUAUCUACAGAAAACACAGAUGCAUAAAAACAAAUCAACUUGCGUUCUGUUCUGGAAAUUUACAGCGUCUAGUAAAAAUAGAGCAUCAAUUAGGUACAGAAAAUAUGUAAAUAUACAAUUGUAUAUUAACGAAUAGACCUACUGACCAAUAACAAUAAUUUUGACGAAUUUAAUGUGUGUGAAACUUUAUUAGAUUGUGCCAACAGCUCUGUGAAAGGUCAUCGAAAAUAUAUUUCGUAAUUUUCUAAACUUGUACAUAUCUCUUAGCAUGUAAUCUGUAAAUUUGUUCGGUGAUUGUUAGAGUAAUUUUAGUUAAAUAUGCAUAUUACGUUAUACAUAUCUGCUUACAUGUUUCACUGUUAAAUAUUCCCGUAAACAAUCGCGUGUAUCCAAAAUCAACGAUUUACAAAUCAUACAGUCAGUUCUUCAUUGCUAUAAAAAAAUAAUUGGCUUUUAAAGAAUUAAAGUAAGCCAUGUAAGUAGAUAUGAAAUCUUGGAAAGAAAACCGAAUCUAAGAUAAUAAUAGAGUUGUAAAUAUUAAGCGAACGUAGAUGAUCUCAAAAAUUUGUAAGGCCUAAGCAGGUAUUUUUUAGUAUGUUUUUGUUUGUUUACACUUAAACAAGUGGGAAAAACUAUUGUGCAAUCAGAAAUAUACUCUUUGAAAUUCAA